AUGUGUCGCGGGUCUGCGGGCACCUCGAAACGAUAUGGAUGGACGAACACCGGAUGGACAAGCACCGGAUGGACAAACACCGGAUGGACGCGGAUGGGCGAACACCGGAUGGAUGAACACCGGAUGGACGAAUACCGGAUGGAAAAACACCGGAUGGACGAACACCAGAUGGAACAACACCGGAUGGUGCCUAACUUCGAACAACUUUUAAUCGGAAUCGGAUUGCGAGUGCCUCGAAAAGGGAUGGAUGGACCAACAAUUAUCGCUAUCGGAUAG
Molecule: messenger RNA, 276 nt
Organism: Puccinia triticina
Lineage: Eukaryota; Fungi; Basidiomycota; Pucciniomycetes; Pucciniales; Pucciniaceae
Exons: 1
Coding region: 1-276 (91 amino acids)
Source: RefSeq, a predicted model, not a curated record